Messenger RNA from Bolinopsis microptera, 3343 nucleotides. RefSeq names its product muscleblind-like protein 2a. The coding region runs from base 320 to 1909 and encodes 529 amino acids. The transcript has 11 exons. The record is from RefSeq and is a predicted model, not a curated record. NCBI's taxonomy places the organism in Eukaryota, Metazoa, Ctenophora, Tentaculata, Lobata, Bolinopsidae. Gene Ontology annotation, molecular function: metal ion binding; RNA binding. Gene Ontology annotation, cellular component: nucleus. Gene Ontology annotation, biological process: regulation of RNA splicing.
GGUGCACACAUUGUACUGAACACGCAGCCGAUCUGCACCCAUUGCCACCACUGUAACACCCAUGCACCACGACAAGGUCACCAGUUCCUCUUAAUAGCUACUCUCCGCGCACAAUCUCUCAUACCUGACUCACUACUAUCUUGACCAGUCCUCCUUCGUCUAUGAGCCUCGCUUAGCUUCACCUAAACCGCGUAUACAGACUCAUCUCCAUAUCUAGCUUUAUACUCGGAUCAACCUACCCCUCGCCCAUUUGUGUGCUAUUAUUUGUUGUUGUUGCUGCUGUCUCCGCUGAUCCCCACUCACCCUGCCUCCUGCUGUGAUGUUGAACGUGAGUGCGCUGCAAGGCAACACACGAGACCGGAGAUGGCUCAUGAUUGAGGUGUGUCGCGAGUUUCAGAGAGGUAAAUGUUCGCGGGAAGCAGACGAGUGUCGCUAUGCUCACCCUCCCGCCCACGUGUCGAUAGAGAACGGUCACGUGACCGCUUGUUUUGAUUCGCUCAAGGACCAGUGUACACGUGACUCCUGUAAGUACCUCCACCCUCCCAAACUGGUAAAAGAAGAACUACAAGCCUCCUCCCGAGCCUUCUCUCAGACCCAGACUGCUCUGCAGCAACUCUGCAACCCCCUCAUGCUGCAGCAACAGGCUAUGUGCGCUACUCAGUUCUGUGAUAUGUCAAAGUCGGCUGGAAUGAUAAACAUGAUUUCUCCGUGGGGGUUCAUGGUGCCUCAGGUAAUGCCGCUCUCUUUCACCCCAACUGCCGUCGUCAUCCCAGAGGUUCCCUGCUCCGGUGGCAGAAGGAAGGAUAAAUCCGACAAACUAGAGGUAUGUAGAGAAUACCAAAGAUCCCAGUGCCCGAGGGGUAACGACGAGUGCAAGUAUGCUCACCCCGAACCCCACAUACACCCUGACCCUAAUGAUAAUAUGGUUACCGUCUGUAUGGACUUCAUGAAGGAGCGUUGUGAGCGAGAGUCGUGUCGCUACUACCACCCUCCCCCACACUUACAAGCUAGAGUUAAAGCUAACCAGCUCAACGCCUCCUCCCUCAUGGCCGCAGCUGCCCAGUCUCAGGCUCUUGCUCUGGGACCGGGAGGUACCGGGAACCAGUUGUCCUACACGACACCAGCCUCCUCCGCCGCUCUCCUCCCCACCUCCAGCACCUGCACCACUCCCUCCAUGGCCUUCUCCUCCUACCAAUCCAGCCCGCUCUCCGCCGCCCUCCCCAGCCAAUAUUACCACGCCCAGCAAGCUGCUGCCCUGGCACCUAACCCUGCCCUUCAACCCACCCUGAACCCAAUGUACGCGCUAAGCGGACUUAACGGGCUCUCAGGAGGGGCUCAUGGUCUGGCAGGUGCAGGUUUGGGGCAGGCCUUCUCUGGGGCUGGUCUGAUGGGAGGUGCUGGCCUUAUGAGCAUGGCUGGGGCGGGAAAUCCGGGAGCUGGGUUGUACGACCCAGCUACCUUGAGCGCUAUGGGGGCUCUGGCUCUACCCAAGGACCCCAUCGCUAGAUCGACCAUGUUAGCUCAAAUGGCUGCUGAGAAAGCCGUUCUGACUAGCCGCAAGAGAAAGCUGAUGGAUACUAUGUCCGGGUACCCUGAGAUGGUGAAGAGACAAGCUCUAGGAGUGGCCGGGGCAGGACAAGCCUCACUCAUGUCUCCGUGGAACAUGUCCCAGCAGUUGGCGCUACAAGGGGCGCUAGCCGGACAGGGCGCUAUGACAGCUCAACCUCAACUCCUAACCAGCUCUGCGCUUAUGAAUCCCACAGCAGCAGCUCUAAUGCAUCAGCAAGCAGCGCUGGGGUACACCACGUACGCCUUACCAGCCUCCUCCUCUCCAUACAGCAUACCAGCUCAAUACCCCUCCGCUCAGCAAACAGUUGCUCAGACCCCUACUGCUACUCCUACUCAAUAGUAUGUCACCAGGUAAAUCUGUUAGACAAAAGACCGAAUCGCAGGCGAGAUAUACGGAGCCCAUGAACUCUAAUACUUUGUUGAUGUUUUGUUUUUGUUGAUGGAUGAUAAUAUUUAAACAUUUGAUAUUUAAAAUGAAAUAUGGAAUGUGGAGAAAAGCCUUGGGCGGAGAUUUUAUUACGUUACGAAAGAUACCAGAUGUGUAUUUAGUGUAUACAUUACACAUACCUCAUACACUGGCAAGUAUGCGCACAUAUUUAAUAUUCACGAUCGUUGUUUGCCUCUGUAAGACUUUUUACAGAACCUACGAUCGGGAGACAGCAAAUAAUUAUAAUACUUAGAGGCCUCAAUGUGUUGUAAUUUUUAGAUUUUUAUUUAUUAAAUUGUAGCUCUCACAUAACUCGUAUUUGUUAAUUUAUUUAAAAAGGAGAAGAUCCUGCCUAUCCGGUUGAUUGACGAUCAUAUUGUUCUAUUAUUGUAGUUCGAUUAAUUUAAGGAAUGUAACGCGUUAAGGAGAAUGGUUACAACCGUAUUCAUAUUAUAGAAAAUUGAAUCCUCUCAAAAGUCCGUUCAAUGGUCCAUUAUUGAAUUCUUUAACAGCUCAAGCCUUUCUGAUACAAUGAAAAAAAUGAUGAAGGUUGCUACCGUUUUCUUUACACGAAAGUUAGCUAUUCAAUUUUAAAUUCGAAAUUACUAUUAGUAUUACCAGUUCGGACUGAUUUAUGUUUGUUGAUAUAUGCGAAUUGAUAUCAUAUAAUGAUGUAUGGUUGUUUUUAAUUCUAAGAUCUCAAUAUGAUAGUUGACAUGACUUAAUCUUGGCCUUGAUUUUAAGAUAGUUGGAUUUUAAAAUACAUUGAUAUGAUUUUGAUGUCUCUCUACGAUAAUGAUGUUUUGGGGCUCCUUGAUUCUGUAAAAUAGUAAGGAAAAUCUACAACUAUUUGGUAUUUUUAAGCUAUAUAAUAUACAAUAUUUGUAAGAUAUAUACCCGCCAGGAAUCGUUUUUUCAAGUGAAUUAUUGAACUUGAAUUUUACCCGAUGUUUUAGCAAUAUAAUGUUUAUAUUUCGGUUUUUAGACGAUGAUUUACCCUUUGUAAAUACUGACUUUGUACUUUCCAUUCCGCCGCCAGCUACAAAGCUGCUGAAUGCUGCACUGUAAAAUACACAAUUUUAGGGGGCUACGCUCAUGCCAAACGCCAGCAUUAUAUAGCUUUGUUAUUUUCACACCUAGUGAUCUAUCACACGCCACCAUGAUUCUUAUCUGUUAGGUGACAGCUCGCUAAUCGCAAUCUAUCACUGGUUUUAAGAGUCAUACAAAGCUCGAAAAUUUCGUUGCUACAACCGCUGACCUUCUAAGUUUAAAUAAAAACACGCUCUUCAAGCCGAAAUAAGAAGGUUUUAUUUGCUAUCGCUGAUUGUUAUAAUCUUCAGACUAUGU